AGGAAGCGUGAGCUGUACCCGCGUAAAAGCGUCCCCAGCAAUUUUUGCACAACUAUUUACUUUGUCAGUGUGAUGAGUUGUUUUGGAGACUAAGUAGUCGUCAGAUAGAUUGGCGUCACGGAAGGACGUUGACCCUUGUGAGCAUUGACGCGCCUUGAAGAUGACUAGGUUUCCAUUGUAAUUGUUCGCUUGUUGUAGAUUUGAUAAAUAUGUAUCACCAUGGCUGACGGAAAGCACAAUAAGUGGCCCGGUCGGCGUGCUGCGCGUCAGCGCAUCGAUUGGAGCGUGCAGAACGUAGACCUGGUACCGUCAGAUCUGACGAGGCGGCGCCCUGCUCUUGUUUCCGAAAUCGAAUUCUCCAUGCUCAAAUUGCACUUGAAGGACGACGGCGCUUUUGUGCUGACUCAACUCUGUGAGUGGGACCUUGUUGGGCAGGUGAUCGAAUUCUCCGACAUUGCCAAUACGUAUUACAGAGAGUAUCUGUUUCGUUCCGCGGGUAAUGAGCACCAUCACCAUCACGGAGGGCGAGGGGAGAAUAAGGCUUAUCUGCAAGAGCACCCAGCUGUGGCAAUAUGGGAAGCGAUGGUACGGAAAGGGCCCACACUGAGAUGUCCCGAUGUGCUUUUCCGUGGUCAAGGGUUGUGGUCGCUGUUGGGCUAUGCGGUUGCUUGUGGGCGUGGGCGGGUUGUGCGAACACUGCUUCGUGCGGGGGCGACGCCGUUUAUGUUUCGGGAAAGCCUUUUUCGCUUCGAAUUGUUUGAUCGCAACGAUGGAGUUGAGUCUGACGAAGAUGAUGCUGAUCAAGAGGUGAUAGAUCGUUCCAGAUCCAGACCGUGUGAGUAUUCCAGUUACGAUCGACUUGGAUGGCCUGCAGACUUGGAUGUGCGCUCGUUUCGCUCACCGCACGAUGAUUGGUGUAGGAUGGGUCCAGCGGAGCAAGGUGAUGGUCAGCUGCCUGUUGCUGAUGGCUACGGAUCCGACUUUGCCGAGCUUACAGGUCAUUUCAUGCGGGAGUACGUCCAUCCUGGUUAUGCAGCAUACAUAUUGGAACGCCUUUUCGCAAUGACAGUUCCUGCGGGAGAACACGGGACUCCACGAGAGAGUGCUGGGAAGACGAAUAAGGAAAUGUCGAGCCGUGCCAGAUUUCUUUUCCACGGACCCCGUUGUGGCUGCUUAUUUUCGGAACCCGACUUUUGGGGAAGUUUCUGUCGGUGGGAUAGCCGAAUGGCGACGCGAUUUCGCUGUCCUUCGUGUGGCUGCGAACUCGGGGAUCAUCGUAAUGAGAGUAGCACGACGAGAAAAGAAAUGGGUUUUGGGGAUGCGGACACUGACAGCACCGCGAGCACAUCUGAAAGGACGACUCUGCCUGGUAAAGAAAGGCCCGAUCUAUGUCAGCAUGAUGAGAGAAGUACAGCAGAAGACCUUUCAGAGUUUCUGCCAUCCCGCGAGCGGUUUGAGUUGCUCCCUGAAGAUCGUUGCUGUUCUGCGAAGCAAAAUGACAAUACUCGAGUUCGAAAGGCGGGACCGGGUGCGACAUCAGACGAGACGAGGUACGGUCGUGUAACUUUGACAUUGCGCGAGGCGAAAAGCUUAGAUAUUGGCUAUACUCAGCAAGAGCGCAUGAUGCGAGUGGGACGCGCAAUAGAGACUGACGACCUGACGCGGCUCUCCUGUCUCUGCGAAGCGGGAAUAGACUUGUCCCGACCUGCGAACGAGUACGGGCAGCCAGCUCUCGAAGUUGCGGCUUCGAGCGGAACAGGCUCCGCUGUCGUCAAUUUUAUUCUCAGCGGGCUAAAGACUAUGCUCCUGGGUUGUGAGAGCUCUACUAGUGGUGCUGUGGCUUGUGAGCGUGGAAGAGAGAGGUUCAUCGCACACGUUCGCUAUGCGCAGCAAUUGGCGUGGGCUCGCGGACACACAAAAACCGCUUGCCUUAUUGGAAAAGCACUAGAACUUGCGGAUUCUCAGACUGGCCAGGGCAUAGGAAUUUGUGUUAGCGCUCCUUCAACAGGAUCUCCACGUCGACUGAAUAUGGUGUGCGCGUCUGCCGCCUUUCGUAGGUGGCGUGCCGUCGCUUGUGAUGUAACUAGUCCGCGGCAACAGGUGACGCAUUUGCAACUUCCGCAAUCGCUGCUGCCUGGCGACAGAGAACGUGCGGCGCCAGCUUUUUACGUCGAUGGAGCUUUCUCAGAGCUCUUUUUAGAGGAACUUGAUCGUUGCUACUACACCAUGUACGAAAGAACGAAGAGGAAGAUCGAAAGCCAGACUGCUUUACAACUAGAUCAAGAUGAUGACGCGGUGGUAAAUGAGAAGCCUGGAGGUGGAGAGCAACAGGAACAAAAUGAAGAGACUUCUACUUUAACAUCAUGUCAACCUGAAGUAAACGCCUGUGCUAGACCUGCUCCUGAGGAACCGAAUGCUUCUACAAAGCAAGGAGAGACAAAUGGAAAAAUAAAGGGCAGGAGGAGUAACAAGCGGUUGGCAAAAUUAAAUGGCAGUCGAUGUCGGAAAUCAACCGAGCCGCUUCGAGAAUAUUUUAAUGACCCGUUGGAACGGGUUAGGACAGCACUGCGUCUAGCAGUCUCGCGCAUUAUAGCGAGUUCGCCGAGCUCAAGCUCUGCUUCUGAGUUUGAUCCCGAACUGGGUUCUGCACGUCCGGAUAACGUUUCUUCAGAUGUUUGGGUUUAUCCUCAGAUGCGGUAUCUUCACUACGACCAGGCGGAAAAAGCUGCUGCGGCGCACACGGAUCUCAGUCGAACCGUUGAUAUCGGCAUCAAUUUUCCAGAUGCAAGUGGUCUCACCGGGCGUCACGGUAAGAUCACCUCGACUCAUACCUUUAUUCUCUACCUGACGAGUCUUGAUGAAUCUCCAGUUUCUGAAACCGCGAUAAAGGAAAUGGCGGCGACUCCGGGAUCAACAAGGAUGCUCUCCAGCUUGGCUCCAACAGCAGACGUGUUGGCUGAAGUGGUGCCGCGUCGUGGGCGCUUGUUGCUCUUUCCGCACAAUUUUCCUCAUGAAGGCUUCCCCGUUGCCGAGCAGGAAAAGCUUUUGUUGCGUGGCGAGGCUGUGAUUCUACGUGGGAAGACCUGCUAGCAAGACUGAUCCUCUGAACCUCUAAUUACGAUGAGAGCGCUCCUUCCACACCCCUCUAAACAAGGAAUAUUGAUCCCACAUUUCAUAUUGAAUUUUUUUACAAAGUGUGUAUUUAUUACACAGACAUUCCUCCACCUUUUGGUUUUGACCACGCUGCUCUGGCUCUCCGUCUACCGAUGACUGUUCCCACCGAGUUUCAAUGCUGAUGACUUUCGAUUACUAGUUUCGAACUCGUUUAUCUAAAUUAUGGUUCCGACACACUGUGUUGUGUCAUUUGCCGAUUUUUUUCAUAUUUUAGUUUCGCAUGUUGGUUGUUAGUGAAGCCUGAAUCGAAAAUUUUUUUACUGUCUCGUUUUCGCAGAUUCUCAGCGACAUGAAAUUUGUGUAGCUGCUAAAGUACGCACUAAAGUUGAUAUUUUUUUUCUUCCGAGUUGUAGGAAGUUAGUUGUCACUUUCUUCAUGGCCAUCGACUCUGCAUUGAUUUGCAAAAUUUCACGGCGCAACUAUCGCAUCAGGUAUAAGGCAUAUACGCAAAUAAUUGAC
Molecule: messenger RNA, 3633 nt
Organism: Amoebophrya sp. A25
Lineage: Eukaryota; Dinophyceae; Syndiniales; Amoebophryaceae
Source: the annotation of a GenBank genome assembly